GCCUGCCUUUUAACAUCGAGUGAAGCGGCCCUGACCUCAACUUAACCAUACGUUCGUCCGAUGAAAAGUUCACUGCAUACAAUUCCCUCAAAAAUUUAGUGUUUGUAAAGAACGGUUUCACGAAUUGAGGCUGAUUUUUUUACACAAAAAUAUGGAUUUGAAAAUAAUAAUGAAGGUUUUACUGUCUCGGAGGAAAUGAUCAGAGCACCAUACUUUGUGAAUGAAAUUUUGGGAUGUGAAGUGAUUAGUUUGAAUUUGCGAAAAGUUUGUACUGAGAAAUUUUAUUUUCUAUAAUGUCUUCGAAAACUCGAGGAUUACUUCUUUUGGUGUUCAUCACGUCGUUUGUUUCUUGUCAUUCGACCCCGGCGUCACAUCUUCAUACACAGCAUCAUCACGGUAGUGAAAGGGAAGAAGAUGGUGGUUUUAGCCCUAGAAAUAGUCAUCAUUACGAUGAUGAUGGUGGACAUCAUUCAGAGUUUGAUCACGAGGCAAUAUUAGGAAGUGUAAAAGAUGCAGAAGAAUUUGAUCAAUUAGAACCAGAAGAAGCUAAAAAACGACUAAGAAUUCUCCUACUGAAGAUGGAUUUAAAUAGUGAUGAAUUAAUUGAAAGAAAUGAGUUACACGCAUGGAUUCUGCGGUCAUUCAAGAUGCUGUCAGAAGAAGAAUCUCAAGAUCGAUUUGAAGACGCUGAUGAGAAUGAGGAUGGCAAAGUGACUUGGAAAGAAUAUUUAUCAGAUUCCUAUGGACUCCAGGAUGAAAAUGGUCAAGUAAUAGAAGAAGAUGAAGAUGAGGAGAAUCUUGACGUUAGAUCUGAUAAUAGCAAACUGAUUCAAGAUGAUAAAAUUAUGUUUGAAGCAGCAGAUCGGAACAAGGACGGGGUGCUUGACAACAGUGAAUUUGUUCUUUUCACUCACCCUGAGGAACAUCCUGAAAUGCUACCUUUAGUGUUGCAGCAAACACUAACUGAUAAGGACACGGAUAAAGAUGGAUUCAUUAGUUUCCAAGAAUUUAUUGGUGAUCAAGGUAAGAAGCAUGAUAAAGAGUGGCUCAUUUCUGAGAAAGAAAAAUUUGAUCAUGAAUAUGACAAAGAUGGGGAUGGUCGCUUGAACGGUCCUGAAAUACUGUCCUGGAUUGUGCCCAGCAAUGAUGAAAUCGCUGAAGAGGAAGUGAGUCAUUUGUUUGCUUCCUCGGACGACAAUGAAGAUGGUGUCCUGAGCUUUCAGGAAAUUCUCGACCAUCAUCAGACAUUUGUUGGAAGUGAGGCCACAGACUAUGGUGAUCAUUUGCAUAAUAUUCAUGUCUUCCAGGAUGAAUUGUGAAGACUACUAUUCCCACACAUCUGUUCAUUUAUUUAUUAAAAUUUUAUUUAUCUUCACUGAGCUUCUUAGAUGCUUCCAAAUCUAUAUUGUUUUAGUUUACUCUGUAUAAACCACUUUAUUGAAAUUGUAAUAAUAUAUUUUGCCUUUUUAUUAAUGUUUUUUUAAAAAAAAAUGUGGGAGUCCUCAAUCAUUCACUUAAUUUAUCUCUUCACAUGUGUCAUACUCGAGAUUUUUGUUGAAAAUCUACAAACAUUACUUUGAUACCUUUUAAUUUUUGGCCUACGGCCAUAAAAGUUACUUUGAAACUGUGUCUACAAACCUUCAUUAAUAUUAUUUACUUCAAUAAUACUUGGUGUUAUAUAACAGUAAUUCAUUUCAUUUAUGUAGCCUAUAGUAAAUUACCUCAAAGUGAAUUAGUUACAUACCCUCCCCUCAGAAUUUCAAGGCAUCUAAUGCUUCCUGAAAUGUGUCGAGGAUAGACACAUUUCUGAAAAAUACUCACAUAUAUAGUCUCAUUUCUGAGUAAACGUGUUUCAUGAAUGUGUCAGAUUUUAUAGAUACAUUCAACUGGCUGUAUAAUGUCAUGAAUGAUUCAAUAUAAUUUUGCAAAACAAUGCUCUAUUCUGAACUUAAUACAUGUACUUGAUAUUCAAGGUAUAAAAUUUGAUUUUUAUAUUGUUUUUUUUUUUUUUUUUUUGCCUGAAAUGUUUUAAGCAUUAAUGUUCAGUGAAUUUACCAGUCAGUACCUGUGCUUUCCUGUUAUUUUAUGCAACGGAUUGUAUAAAUACAAGUCUGUAUUCAGUUCCGACAUUUUGACGGACUGAAUAGUUUUGUUAAACAAAUCAUACAUAAAUGAAUUAUGUAAUGUAUUGAUUUUGUAUUUAUUUAAUAGAAACCUUUUUCUGUUUUCUUAGUUUAUUAAAUAACAUUGAAGUUUCAAA
Messenger RNA from Gryllus bimaculatus (two-spotted cricket), 2260 nucleotides. The record is from the annotation of a GenBank genome assembly. Lineage: Eukaryota; Metazoa; Arthropoda; Insecta; Orthoptera; Gryllidae.